Messenger RNA from Mesocestoides corti, 525 nucleotides. The record is from the annotation of a GenBank genome assembly. NCBI's taxonomy places the organism in Eukaryota, Metazoa, Platyhelminthes, Cestoda, Cyclophyllidea, Mesocestoididae.
AUGGGUGUCUAUGUUGAUGCCAGAUUUUUCCCAAACAAAAAGACUGGAGACUGGAACCCGAGAACCUUGAAGUCCAACUUGCUAACUCUUCUUCAUCAAGUCGUGGAAAACAACCUUCUCCCAGUGAGCCAAGGCCACAUAAGCGAUGGCCAUCCCCAUGCCAUUCCAUUUCUGAGUUGGGAGGCCCUGAAGGAAUUCCACAGCAACUUCUACCACCCGCGUAAUGCCAUCAUAUAUGCAUAUGGCAACCUUGACGUGGACAACUAUUUUCAGCAUCUAGAUUCCGACUGUUUGGGGAAAUUCACUGUCCAGGAUCCCCCGCCAAAGGUUGUCUUUGAACCCAAUAACCAAGUAACCACUAUAACUAUCAUUGCUGUCCUCUCUUCCAGCGAUCCAUCUGCAGAUGCGACACUCAAGGUAUUUGCAGAUUCACUCGACUUCGCCCUAACGAAUGACUUCACUGAACAGGAGUUACUGGAGGCCAAGCUGUCGGUGUUCAAGGAGGUGGGCAAUCUUUGCCGUUGA